Messenger RNA from Trametes versicolor FP-101664 SS1, 1452 nucleotides. RefSeq lists its product as uncharacterized. Bases 1 to 1452 code for a protein of 483 amino acids. The record is from RefSeq and is a predicted model, not a curated record. Lineage: Eukaryota; Fungi; Basidiomycota; Agaricomycetes; Polyporales; Polyporaceae. The transcript has 5 exons.
AUGAUUCUCCCCGACGAUACCCCUGAGUCUCCUACGAAGUCCCGCGCGGGCCCGCCGUCUGAGGCGGUAGACGAGGACUUCGUCGCCCCACCCCCUGCAUACCCGGGCAACGGCAACAACUCGUCGCGGCACUACGACGUAGAAUCGCAAGCAGGCCCAUCUAGCGAACCUUUGCUCCAACCACAACAUCAUGUUGAGCAGGUCGAACCUGCACCUCAGCGGUUCUUCAAAGCGCUAGGCAUCGCUGUUCUUAUUUGGCUUGUGGUCGGAUCGUUUGCACGAAGCGUAGUCUCCGUAUCGUAUACAGGCCCUCAUCCGGGAAGGGGAAAAAAGGGCCCCGUACCUCGGGUUCUCCCCAUACCCCAGGAUGGCACAGUAGAGCUCUGCCUCCCCGCGUCAUCGCUCUCCGAAAAUGUGCAUAUCGGGCGCACCGCAUCCUUUCAGCUUCCCCUCUCCGCCGACCUCUUGUAUAUCUUUGGGCGGGGUGCCCUCAGCCGAGGUUCCAUUACGUUCACUACGUCGACGAACCACUCCCUACCGCGCAACAAAGUGCAAGUCGACAUUACACCCACAUAUGAAUCAGCAGCUCUCCUAAGCAUGGUGAACUUCUGCCACCUCGAGCGCGCACCAGGAGAAAUUGGCGUAGGCAUCUUGACACCAAAACAUGUGUCGGCCGAAGCUGUCCUCGAAUUCGCGAUAGAUGUGCAGUUCCCCGUGAUUCGCGACGGCGGGAUUGUGCAAGUCAAGGCGUUCGAGACCGACCUGCCGAUGUUCAGCCACCAUGUGAAGCGCCUGGAGAAGAAGGUUCGCUUCGAGUCGAUCUCACUCUUUUCGAAGAAUAUGCCUAUACAAAGUGAUUACCUAAGCGCGGACGAAGCCAACGUAGUCACUAGCAACGCAAAAAUUUCAGGGACCUACCACGCAUCGCGCGGGCUCUUCCUGAAGACGUCGAACGCGGACCUUACCGCAGAAGUCACGCUUUACCACGACGACUCCGCAGCAGCAUACACAAACCUGACCUUCCUCAACUCCAACGCCGCGAUCGACUCCCGAGUCCAUCUCCGCUCCACCUCCAUGGCCGCCACCGGCGGCUCAUACGACGUCCUCGCGCACACCUCGAACGCGCACCUCGACCUGCGCAUCCCCAUACAGCCCGUCGGCAGCACGCUCGCGCUCGACGCGCGCACAAGCAACGCACCCGCCGCCGUGCACCUCUCGCCUGCGUACGAGGGCGCGUGUCUCGCGGAGACCACGCUCGCCGCCGCCGAGGUCGAGUGCGACCCAAACUCGCGCGACCCCGCGGGGCUCGGCCGGACGCGCGUGUGUGCGCUGCCGCGCCACUCGGCGCAGCGGGUCGUGGGGUGGGCGAGCUGGGACGUGACGGGGACCCACCAUGGGCUGGGCGAGGUCAGCGUGGUGACGACGAACACUCCCGCUAGGCUCCUUUUGUAA